This is a messenger RNA of Lotus japonicus, 630 nucleotides long. RefSeq names its product protein AGENET DOMAIN (AGD)-CONTAINING P1-like. The coding region runs from base 1 to 630 and encodes 209 amino acids. The transcript is spliced from 2 exons. The record is from RefSeq and is a predicted model, not a curated record. Lineage: Eukaryota; Viridiplantae; Streptophyta; Magnoliopsida; Fabales; Fabaceae.
AUGGCACCCAAACGCUUACCCAAACGCAAAGCCACUCCUGAAGCUCCAACCUUCUUGAAACCUGCCGCUAAGGUGGAAAUCUGUUCCAGCUCCGGCAAGCUCCCCCUGCCAGAGACCCUCCAUGACGUCAAGUCCAGCGACCAUAAUGACCCACCAAUCAAACAACCAAAACAGGAGGAGGAGUUUGAUGAAACUAUGAAUACUGAUGAAGAAGCUGGCAUCAUGCAAAAGAAGGAUGAGGAGUUGUUCAGCGUGCAUGCACUUGUUGAGAUUAGAUUCGACGAACCAAGCUUCCGAGAAGCUUGGUAUGUUGCCACCAUUGUUGAGGCAAGAGGACAGGGGAAGUUCAUUGUUGAGUGCCACGACCUGUUUGUUGAUGGCGGUGUAACUUUCCAGCCUCAUAGAGUGGAGGUUGAUGCCCAAAACAUAAGGCUUCCUCCGCCAGAAACUCGUUUUGCUGCUAAAUUUGAUCUUACUGAUACAGUUGAUGUUUUUCACAAUGACGCCUGGUGGGUUGGUUCGAUUGUUGCGGUUCCUCGCAAGUCUAAGCCCAAGUAUGGAGUUAACAUGUGGAGCAACCAUGAAAUGUUGGAGUUUGAUCGCUCCCAGUUGAGGCCGCAUCACAGCUAG